Molecule: messenger RNA, 2521 nt
Organism: Mangifera indica (mango)
Lineage: Eukaryota; Viridiplantae; Streptophyta; Magnoliopsida; Sapindales; Anacardiaceae
Product: serine hydroxymethyltransferase 7-like
Exons: 4
Coding region: 431-2206 (591 amino acids)
Biological process (GO): tetrahydrofolate interconversion; folic acid metabolic process; L-serine catabolic process
Cellular component (GO): cytoplasm
Molecular function (GO): zinc ion binding; cobalt ion binding; pyridoxal phosphate binding
Source: RefSeq, a predicted model, not a curated record
UUCCUCCUCUAUACCUCCUAUCUCAUCCACCACGUUUACUUGACCAGGAACAAUCCAAGAGUGACCGGCACUUUCCAGUCAUCACAUCUACCACGCAGCCAAAUUCUCAUCCAGGUUCAUCCUCCCAUCUACCCUUGCCUGUAAAACCUUCACUCCCGCACCUAAAAUUCUAAUUUAACUAUUUUUUAACUAUUUCUUCUUUCAUAAAAAGAAAUUAACAUUUGCGAAGGGUUUCGAAUUUCACUUUGGCAAUUUUCAUGGAAGCUUCUGCUUCUGUUUCUCCAUCAUCUGUUCACCGACCAUCAAUUCGUUACUUCCGCUGUAGCUGUAGACGCUAUUGUCGUUGUCUCUGUUGCUUCUACACUUACCCUUGAAAUUCUCGUAUUUUGUUUCAAAUUCAUCGAGUUUUAGAUUCAUUUUAGGGUUUAUUAUGGAUUUAUCACAGCAUACACAAUCGAGCCUCUCUUUAAGCUUUCAUUCACACGCAUCAUGUCCAUCGCCACCGCAACGGCCUUCCUCGCAGACGCCUAUCAUCGAUGACUCAAUUUCUCUGCAACUUGAUUCAAGUUACAGGAAUUCAUCGAAUACGAUUCCUUCAAAACCGUUGCAACUACUCGAGGAUAAACCGGACAAAUUAAACUUAGAAAAUAAUGGAGAAGAUUACGAGAAAGAAGAUGAGCAAGUAGAAGAGUUCAGCAUCUUAGGUCACCCGAUGUGCCUAAAACGACAAAGAGAUGGCCACUCUUUGGCAUUUGCGAAGCGACUGGAAGUUGAGCCCGGGCUCGAAUCGCGUCGAGCCUGGGUUCGGAGCUGGGGAAAUCAGACGCUGGCCGUGGCGGAUCCCGAGAUUCACGAAAUCAUGGAAAAGGAGAAAAAGCGACAAUUUAAGGGAAUUGAGUUAAUAGCUUCCGAGAAUUUUGUGUGCCGUGCUGUGAUGGAAGCGCUUGGAAGCCAUUUAACUAAUAAGUACUCGGAAGGAUUGCCUGGAGCUAGGUACUACACAGGUAAUCAACACAUUGAUCAGAUAGAAAGUCUUUGUAUUGAACGCGCUUUAAAAGCGUUUAAUCUUGAUGGUGAAAAAUGGGGAGUUAAUGUUCAGCCAUAUUCAUGUACCUCUGCUAAUUUCGCCGUUUAUACCGGUCUCCUUUUACCAGGAGAAAGAAUUAUGGGUCUAGAUUCACCAUCAGGAGGCCAUUUGAGUCAUGGUUAUUAUACUCCGGGAGGGAAAAAGGUUUCGGCUGCUUCUAUAUUUUUUGAGAGUUUUCCAUAUAAAGUGAAUCCACAAACUGGUUUGAUUGAUUAUGAUAAACUGGAGGAGAAGGCCAUGGAUUAUAGGCCCAAGAUUUUGAUUUGUGGUGGGAGUUCAUAUCCAAGAGAGUGGGACUAUGGGAGGUUUAGGCAGAUUGCGGAUAAGUGUGGCGCUGUUCUGAUGUGUGAUAUGGCUCAUAUAAGUGGGCUCGUGGCAGCUAAGGAAUUGGCUAGUCCAUUUGACUAUUGUGAUAUAGUUACCUCAACAACUCACAAAAGUCUCCGGGGUCCCCGGGGAGGCAUCAUUUUCUAUAGGAGAGGCAAAAAAUCCAGGAAGCAAGGCAUGCCUCUUGGUCACGGUGAUAGUAAUAACCAUUAUGAUUUUGAGGAGAGGAUAAACUUUGCUGUCCAUCCAUCAUUGCAAGGGGGUCCUCACAAUAAUCACAUUGCUGCUCUUGCCAUAGCCUUGAAACAAGUGGCAACUCCAGAGUAUAAAGCAUAUAUGCAGCAGGUGAGGAAAAAUGCCCAGGCCCUAGCAUCUGCUUUAUUGAGAAGAAAAUGCAAAUUGGUGACUGGGGGCACCGACAACCAUUUGUUGCUUUGGGAUCUGACUACUCGAGGCUUAAGAGGCAAGAACUAUGAGAAAGUCUGUGAGAUGUGCCACAUUACACUUAAUAAAAGUGCUAUAUUUGGUGAGAAUGGCGCUGUAUGUCCUGGAGGAGUUAGAAUUGGUACACCUGCCAUGACUUCAAGAGGUUGUGUCGAAUCUGAUUUUGAGACAAUUGCCUACUUCCUUCUCCGGGCAGUUGAAAUAACCAGUUCUGUGCAGAGGGAACAUGGAAAAUUGCAGAAAGGAUUCAUUGAGGGUCUUCACAACAAUAAGGAUAUUGUUGAGCUGCGAAAUCGAGUUGAGGCAUUUGCUUCCCAGUUUGCAAUGCCAGGAUUUGAUAUCAUUUGAAUGUGUAAAUUAUGCAGCCUGCAUGCAUUAAAUACAUCUUUCGUGAUGCUAGUGUGGCUUACCCCCACAUCUCACGCAUUUUGUGUCCUGCUGCAUGGUAACUUUCUCACUUAGCAUCUUCCAUGUCUUUCCAUUAAUUACCUGUAAAUUAUAUAGAGAGGUCAUCAUGUUUUUGCACAUGUUCCCAAAAGUUUACAAGUAUUACUUCCCAAAGUGCUGAAUAGAUUGUUUUUUCGCAUUCCUUUUCUAAUGUGGUCUUGUAGGUACAACCUAAGUAGUUGUAAAUGUAAAACAUGCGAAUUCCUUUCCCUGCCA